UCUUUGUGAAGAUGGCGGGUGAUGGGUCCCUGAGGCAGGAGGUGCACCGGCCCGGGGCCUUCAAACAGAGCAACAAGGAGCACAAAACCGGGAGGCACCGCAGCAAAGGCGGCCUGGAGCGGGAGCGGAGAGGCAGAGUGAGUGUGAAAGUGAGCAGCAAGAAGCUGAGAAAGGUGCUGAGGAAACAUGAUCGGCGACACCAGGCAUUGCAGAUCCGCCAGCAGAAGAGGGAGGCGGUACUCAGUGAGAAGAGGAGCCUGGGCACUCAAGAUGGUCCCCCCCAUCUGGUGGGUGUCAUCGUAUUACACUCUGGUACAAGUGGCCAGAAUGUCAUGAGGCUAAUUCGGACUGACGAGACCUCGAGUGUGUACGACCUCGAUGGAAGUGGUGAACGAUUUGGCUUGGUUUGCCCCAGGUUCAAACAGAGAUUCAGCUUCAUCCGAGUGAAUUCAGGUGAUAUCCAUGCUGUCCUUGACCUUGCCAAAGUGGCAGACACACUGAUGUUAGUGCUGGAUCCAUACGAGGGAUGGGACAGUCACGGUGACUUCUGCCUCUCCUGUCUGUUUGCACAGGGCCUCCCGAGCCAUGUGUUCGUGGUUCAGGGAAUUAAUGACCUUCCUGUCAAGAAGCGAACAGAUGCUAAGAGGAGUUUGACCAAGAUGUUAGAGAGGCGUUUUCUUGAUGCAAAACUCUUUCACAUGGACAUGGAGCAGGACGCUGCACUGGUUAUCAGACACAUUGCGAUGCAGAAACAGCGACACCUUGCUUUCAGAGAUCGCCGAUCCUACUUACUGGCUCAGCAAGUGACCUUUGAAGCCAGCGACAGAAGUGGCCUGGUUGGGACACUGAAGGUGUCUGGUUAUGUCCGGGGACAUCCGCUUAAUGUGAACAGGCUGGUACACCUUGUAGGACAUGGAGAUUUCCAGAUGCAACAGAUCAAUGGUCCACCUGAUCCCAUGCCCCUGAACCCCAAAACUACAAAGAAAAGAGAAAGCAUGACGAUGAGUGAUCCCUGUGCUGAGAUGGAAGAGGACCUGAAAGUUCUGAUGAAAGCAGAUCCUAGAAAGCAGGAAUCACUCGAAUCCGAAGUUGUUCCUGACCCGAUGGAGGGAGAGCAGACUUGGCCCACAGAUGAAGAGCUGCAGGAGGCCGAGGAUACUCUAAAAGUAAGCAGGAAGAUCGUUCGAAAAGUUCCAAAAGGUACCUCUGAUUACCAGGCCACAUGGAUUCUGGAUGAUGAGGAAGAAGAGGAGGAGGAGGAGGAAAGUGACGAAGAUAUGGAGAAGAAUGAGAUGAUGGGCGAGACAGUGUCACAGGCCAGUGAAGAAAGUGAUUGUGAGGAAGAGGCUGAUGAGGAAUGUGAAACCAUGACCAUUCCAGAAAGCAUUCGCGAUGAUCAUUAUGACGAAAAGAUUGAUGAAGAGGAGGAGAUGAUGCUGCUGGAAAAGUACAAGCAGGAGCGAAUGGAUGAAAUGUUCCCCGAUGAGGUAGACACUCCAAAGGAUGUAGCAGCUCGAGUCAGGUUCCAGAAGUACCGGGGGCUGAAGAGUUUCCGGACUUCCCCCUGGGACCCCAAGGAGAACUUGCCACGGGAUUAUGCCAGAAUAUUCCAGUUCCAGAACUACAGCCGGACAAAGAGACGCAUCUUCAGGGAGGUUGAAGAGGAGGAGGAAGGUGCAAUGCCUGGCUGGUAUGUUAGUGUACACAUUGGCAAUGUGCCCGUGUCGCUGACGGAGAGUUUCAAACCGGAGGUUCCCCUGGUCCUCUUCACUCUACUGCCACAUGAACAGAAGAUGUCAGUGAUCCAUUUCCUGCUCAGGAGGCACGUGAGCAACACUGAGCCCAUCAGGUCGAAAGAGGAGAUGGUGUUCCAUUGUGGCUGCCGAAGAUUUCGGGCUCCCCCUCUGUAUUCCCAGCACACAGCAGCCAACAAGUUCAAAUACGAGCGUUUUUUACAUUGUAACACCACUCUGGUGGGGACCGUGUAUGGUCCAAUCACCUUCUCACCAGCGUCCGUCUUGAUGUUCAAGCAAAGAGUGAAUGGUACGCAUGACCUGAUUGCGACUGGCUCUGUACUAAAGGCUGACCCUGACCGAAUCAUUGUCAAGAGAAUUAUCCUGAGUGGCCAUCCCUUCAAAAUCAUGACCAAAACCUCUGUGGUGCGCUACAUGUUCUUCAACAGAGAGGAUGUGCUGUGGUUUAAACCGGUGGAACUCCGAACAAAAUGGGGGCGAAGAGGUCACAUCAAAGAGCCUUUAGGGACUCAUGGACACAUGAAAUGUUUGUUUGAUGGCCACCUGAAAUCCCAGGAUACCGUGCUGAUGAACUUGUACAAGCGAGUUUUCCCGAAGUGGGCAUAUGAUCCCUACGUUCCGAGUCCAGUGCCUUGGGAGCGAACUGAAUCCACUGUUAACGUGCCGGAGAUUGAAAUGGAUUAGAGUGUCCAGCCAGAUUUCCUCCUCCGUGCCUUUUAUUUAAAAAGAGCUUUCCAAUUCAGAAUCUGUUGGAUCGCACUCUCCUGUUUUGUUUGUAUCGUUUGAAGACUUGGAUGUUGUUUGCUCAAUGCCGUCAGGCAGGUUUAAAUCUGAAGAGGUUGAUGCAGUGCUACAGCAUUCCCACAAGGGGUCAGUGCUUUGCUUUGUUUGAAUAUCCUUUUAAUUAAAGGGGUGACAGUCAAAAGGCAACAGCAAAUAUUCGAAGAACACAUCAGUGACCUGCAUCAUUUGUUCAUUCCUGUCAGGUAGAAAAGUAAAAUGGGAAAUGUGAGCAAACCACGGCUUAUAAGGGAAAUUAGAGGUAACAUUGGGCCCAAGGAACAGGCAUACAAAUUGGCCAGAAAUACAAACAGACCUGGGGGUGGGAGCAGUUUACAGUUCAGCCAAAGAGAGCAAAGGGAUUGAUUAAGAAAGGGAAAAUAAAGUAUGAUGUUCAACCUGCAGGAAGCUGACUAUAAAACUUUCUAUGGGUAUGUGAGGCGAAACAGAUUGAAGACAAAUGCAGGUCCCUUACAGUCAGAAACAGGGGAAUCUAUAAAUGGGAAACAAAGAAAUGACUGACCAAGUAAAUACAUACUUUCAUUCUGCCUUCACAAAGAAGGACAUGUAUGAGAUGUUGGGGAUCACUGGGUUUAGAGAGAUGGAGGAACUGAAGGAAAUUGAUAUUAGUGUGGGAAUGGUGCUGGGGACCUUGAUGGGAUUGAAGGCAGAUAAAUCGCAGGCCCUGAUAAUCCACAUCCCAGAGUAGUGAAGGUAGUGGCCCUAGAAAUAGUGGGAACAUCAGUCACCUUCCAAGAUUCUACAGACUCUGGAUCAGUUCCACUGUUCCCAAAGGGAUGCAGAGAGAAAACUGCAAAUUAUACACCGGUGAGACUGAUGUCAGUUGUAGUGAAAAUGCUCCAAAAAAUUUAACAGGUGAGCAUUUAGAUAAGGGCCGGGAUUGAGCAGGCUUGGGACGGGACAGGGUCAGGAUGGAUUUAGAAAAGGGAAGUCAUGGUUGUCAAUUUACUGUAAUUUUUUGAGACUUUUAGAUUUGAAGUUUAGCCUGUGAUUGGUUUAUUCGGACUUUGAAGUGACUUUUGACCAAGUCCUCCAGAAGAGAUUAAAGCGUGUGGGAUUAGGGUAAUGUACUAAUGGGGCAGAGAAUUGGUUGGCCGACAGGAAACAAAGGACAGGAGUGAAUGGGUCUUGUUCCAAGUGGCAGCAGUGAUUGGUGGAGUAGGGCAGGGAUCAGUGCUAGGACACCAGCUAUACAAAUGUGUUAGUAAUUUGGAUGAGAGAAUGAAAUGUAGUGUCUUCAGAUUUGCAGAUGACAAAGCUGGAUGGCGUGUGAGCUGUGAGAAGGAUGCAAGAGAUGUUCCAGCAUGAUGUGGGCAAAUGCAUGCUAGAUGCAGUAUAAUGUGGAUCAGUGGGAGGUUAUCCACUUUGGGAGCCAAAAUGGGAUGGCGAAUUAUCAUCUGGCUAGGAAUUGAGAGAGGGGACUGCACAGAGAUCAGCCACUGAAUGUAAGCAUGCAGGUGCAGCAAGCAGUAAAGAAGGCAAAUGGUAAAGUUGGCCUUCGUAGUGAGAGGAUUUGUGUACAGGAGCAGGGAUGUCUUUCCACAAUUAUACAGGGUCUUAGUUCAGAGUACUGUGAGCAGUUUUGGCCUCCUUUAUCUGAGGAAGGAUGUUCUGGCAAUGGAGGGAGUAUAACAAAGGUUUACCAGACUGAUUCCUUGGAUAGUGAUGCUGAUAUGUGGGAAGAAACUGGUGCUUCAGUUUAGAUUCGCCGGAAUUUAGAAGAAUGGGGUGAGAUGUUGUGAAAGCCUAAAAAAAUUCUAACAGGGCUAGACAGGAUAAAUGUAGGAAGGAUGUUGCUGAUGAUGGGGGAGCCCAGAACCGGGGUCACAAUCUGAGGAUAUGGCUGAGUUGGAUAAAGUUCUUCACCCAGAGAGUGGUGAGCCAAUGCAAUUCACAGAAAACAGCUGAGUCUGAAACCUUUCAAGACUUGGGGCUAAUGAAAUCAAAAGAUAUUGAAGGGGGGGGGGGGGUGCAGGAAACAGUAACAGGCUAUUGAGCUGGACGAUCAGCCAUGAUCCUAGUGAAUAACAGAGCAGGCUUGAGGAGCCCAAAUGGCCUAGUCCUGUUUCUGUUUCUGUGCUCCCUCCUGAUGUUGCUGGGAGACACUGUCUCCUCACUCUAUCUGUUAUCUCUCCAGAUUCUCCUUCCUCACUCUGCCAGCAUGUUCCUUCACCCUGUCCAACAGCAGAGAGUGGGAAGUGGCUGCAAACCUGUGACUGAGCCUCUGUGUCUGUUGUGCCUUCAGCACGAGGAAUCUCACAGUUGACUGGUUGCCUGUCUCCCAGUCAAACAAACCAGCUCCAUCCUCUGCAUGUCUUUGUAUCGAGGCUGUCUCUUGUAACCCUGGCUGCCUGUGGACUGAAGCUGCAAUCCUUCAAACUGCGAGAUGUGGCUGUGACAAAGUAGGAACAGGAAGAGAUUGUUCAGCCCUUCCAGCCUUUUUGCUGUUCUGUUAUUACAGUGAACUGUAACUUUCUCACCCCUGGGACCCAGCAUGUCCUGUACAACGGGGGGGUGGGGCUGCACUGGGACCCAGCGUGUCCUGUACAACGGUGGGGGGAAGCUGACCUGGGACCCAGCGUGUCCUGUACAACGGGGGGGAGCUGACCUGGGACCCAGGAAUCAUAGGAGCAAGACUAGGCUGUACUGUGUGUCGAGCCCACUCUGCAGUUCGAUAUGAUCAUGGCCGAUCGCAUACUUUGCCUUUUUACUCACCUGCUCUCUGAUUACCACUGGUGAUACAGGGUUAUAAUCUCUACAUUAAACAGGCUCAAAAACUGAGCCUUCACAGCCCCUCGUGCUAGAGAAUUGCGAAGGUUCAUAACUGAAUUUUAAAAAUUUCUUUUUGUUCAGUCCUAAAUGCUAAUCCCCUAAUUUUUAAAUUGUAUCUUAGUUUUAGCCUCCCUGACCAGGGAAGACACUUUAGCUGCAUCUUCCUUGGCUAUCCUUUAGGAAUUUUGUAGAGACCUAUUUACUCCCAGGGAGUCCUGGCCUAACAGCUGGGUACUUUAUAUAUCCAAUAACUGGCAGGAUUUCUGGUGGAAAUUUCUCGGUUUUACAGACACAUGCACCUUUGUGCCCGAGAGCAAUUUUAUUUCUAUUACGUGUAAUUUGAAGGCCUCCUAUUGGCAUUGCUCCUUGGCUACAAUGGAAGUGCUGGAACUGACGUUCUAGAAGAGAAGGCUGGUGAGCAGGAAAGAGCAACUGAACAGCCAUGCCUUGCAUUUAUGGAGCAGCUUGCACUUCCAUCAGUUUACUUCAUGGUCUUGAAUUCUGGCCUCCAACAUUUUUCUUGUUGUGACCAAAGCAAGGGAGAUCUGCUUGUGAUCAAUAGGAGAUUUGCAAUGGAAUGGUGCCAGUGAGAGUCUCUCUAAUGCACGUGUAGCUGCACAGAGCCUGUUUACUGUCGAGAAAGGGAUGUCUUGGUACAGCAUUUCAGCUUGCGCUCAUCAGGAGUCAAUGUGAAGGAGAAUGACAUUUGAUACUUGGAGGAAAAAGAUCUGAUUAGUUGGUUAAGUGGGCUCUGACUGGUUGAGGUGUUUUCAUGGAGUAUACACUAGUUUGCUGAUGACUGACAGGUAACUGCCAUGCUUUAGUUUAAUCUUAACCAGGCAGGUUGACUGUUACAGGGGUUAUCCUAAGUAAUGAACCAGAAAGUAGGAUUCCUGCAAUGUGGAAAGAGACCAUUCACCUAUCAAAGCCUGUGCCAAUGCUCUGAAGAAGAUCCCACCCAAGCUGUAUAACCCUGUAUUUACCAUGGUUAAUCCAUAUAGUCUGCACGUCCCUGGACAUGAAAGGGCAUUUAGGGUGGCCACUCCACCUAACCUGCACAUCUUUGGAAUGUGGAGCAAAGCAGAGCACCUGGUAGUAAUCCAUGUAGACACAGUGAGAACACAUGCAAACUCCACACAGAGAGUCAUCCAAGGCUGGAAUCGACCGCAGGUCCCUGGCACCAUGAAGCAGCAGUGGUAAGCAUUGAGCCACUGUGCCAGCCCCUUGGCUGUUACCUGUUCUGAUGAGUUGAAA
Molecule: messenger RNA, 6581 nt
Organism: Stegostoma tigrinum
Lineage: Eukaryota; Metazoa; Chordata; Chondrichthyes; Orectolobiformes; Stegostomatidae
Gene: tsr1
Product: TSR1 ribosome maturation factor
Exons: 15
Coding region: 12-2438 (808 amino acids)
Biological process (GO): maturation of SSU-rRNA from tricistronic rRNA transcript (SSU-rRNA, 5.8S rRNA, LSU-rRNA); endonucleolytic cleavage of tricistronic rRNA transcript (SSU-rRNA, 5.8S rRNA, LSU-rRNA); ribosome biogenesis
Cellular component (GO): preribosome, small subunit precursor; nucleus
Molecular function (GO): U3 snoRNA binding; GTPase activity; GTP binding
Source: RefSeq, a predicted model, not a curated record